AUGAAUGUAAACCCUUCUAAACGCCCAUCAGCAUAUCAGCUUCAUAAACACUUCGAUAAUUGGUUAAAUGAUGAGCUCUAUGCAGACAUUUUUAACAGUGCAGAUGAAAAAAGGGUAAACAAAGAUGAAUCCAAUUCGAAUAUCAGAAUAAAUGUAACAAGCACAACAAGCACAACACGUCAGCUAGAAGAUUUGAACAUUGAUAAAAAUAGAUCUGCUAUUUCACAAUUAAGUGACUAUAACUUAUUUGAUGUAAAAGAAUUCAAGUCGUCCAUAGGAAAUUUCGCAAACACCACAAAUCAUUAUACGUAA
Dentiscutata heterogama is the source of this 312-nucleotide messenger RNA. Lineage: Eukaryota; Fungi; Glomeromycota; Glomeromycetes; Diversisporales; Gigasporaceae. The record is from the annotation of a GenBank genome assembly.